Molecule: messenger RNA, 2523 nt
Organism: Guillardia theta CCMP2712
Lineage: Eukaryota; Cryptophyceae; Pyrenomonadales; Geminigeraceae
Exons: 12
Coding region: 1-2523 (840 amino acids)
Source: RefSeq, a predicted model, not a curated record
AUGCCGGAGGAAGAAUGGCUUGGGGGCGAAGGUGGAGGGAGAGGAAGGAGGAGAGAGGAAGAGAGGAAGAAGAGACGAGUAGGUGCUGAACGUCCGGCCGAAGAUGCUGACAUGCUCAGCCUGGAUGAUCUAGAAAGCGAGCCCAGGUCGUGGACGAGAGGGAGAGAGAACGACAGCGGGGAGGAAGAGGAGCGGGCGAUCAGGCUCAGUUCUACCGACCAUAAGGACGAACAGGCGAGUAACGGUCAGCACCGGCAAGAUCGCGAGAGACCCUUGAGUGCUGGGAUCAUGCUGAAGCCGUUCUCUUCGGAGAUCGCAAGCCUCUCGACGUUCAGCUCAGCUGGUCUCGGUCGUAUUCUGAGCCGAGGAGAUACGAUCCUCGCAGUCGACGGCAUUCACCGCACUUGGAAGGAGACAGCCUCGUUGCUCGAACGAUGCGGCGACCCGAUCGGAGAGACCAUGAGCCUCCUUGUCGCGAGGCAGAACGAGCACAUCCAGGCAAACAUCAUCCUGUCGCCGAAAGAUCGGCAUGAAGCGCUGAUGAAGUUGUUCGACAAGCUUGAGCUGCUGAGGACUUUGCAACUGAUUCAAGUAUCUUCAACAGUCAAGUUCGCCUAUGAUGCCAUCGGAAAGAUUGUGGUUGAGAAGAUCUUGAAGAAUGACAAAGUCGUGUCGAUCAACGAUAUGAGUGUAGAUGGACUGGCGCUUGAGAGAGUGAAACGAAUCUUCCAAGAGAGUAUCGAUGUAGUGUGUCAUCUGGUGUUAGAGAGAGAUGGAAAUAUGAUUGAGGCAAGCAUCAAGCGAUCACCGCAGUACACUCAAAAGACAAUCAACGAGAUAUGCGAUAUGAUUGAGAACAUUGAAAAAGAGAGGUUUUCUGAUCUCUUCCAACAUUUUUCAAGCUCCAGGAAUUAUGCCGAAAAGAAGAAAGGAGGGUCCGAAUUCGCAACGGAAGAGCCAUUCGCUCACUCCCAGCAGAACGGCCAGAAGAUUUCUUCUGCAUUUUCAUUCAAGACUCCCUCGAAAAGUGUUCGAUCUGGCAACCUGAAGGAUUCAAAGCAAGGAUUUAGCCAAUCCAAAGCUUACAAGAUCGUCGACACUCGAUGCAAGAAGUUGUUGAAACAUUCAUUCGAACGAUUCUACUUCACUUCCUCCAAUCAGCGUGUUCAUAAACAUAACUCCAAGAAAGCGUACUCGUACGCGCGACGUCAGGGCAUCAAGCAAGCUUUCGCGCCAUGGAAAGACUUUCACAUUCAGAACCUUCUGCGGUACAAGGAGACGCAAUGGAUAUCCUACACUUCGGUCAAGGUGUCACGGGCCCUGAGCAAGUUCAAGAUCAUCAGAAGCUUCUCGACGUGGGCGGGGCUGGUGCAUCAGCAGAGGAGGGCGAUGAAGAUCUCCUAUCACCUAGCGAACAGACGAGACCGCAUCCUGCUGCUGUCAGUCCUCCGAGAGAUCGCCGACCACAUCUCACGAGUGAAGGCCAAGUAUCAUGCCGCCUACCUGCUGCACGUCCUGUGGACCAAGAGAAAGAUGAGAGCGCUGUUCGAAGCCUUUCGGGUCCCCUGCCCUGAAGUGAAGCAGAGACAUGCAGUGACCAGUGAGGAGGUGAUGAUCUCGAGAGGCUUCGAGGCGCUCAGGGGGAGGAACGAUUUUCUCUUCACCGGGCUCGGCAGGAAAGUUUCUCAACGCAUGUGGGAGGCGAUGGUGAUCAGGCGCAGCCAGCAGCAGCUGAAGGGCUACAUCGCUAAGGUGAACCUGAAGCUGAAUGCUGACCUGAUGCGCCGGAUGAUGCUUCUGUGGUACCAUCACACCUUCGCCGCCGUCCGGCUGAGCUUCAAACUGAACUCCUUCCUGGGGCUGCGAAUGAAGAGGGAGCUGCUCUCGAUCUUGACGAGCUGGAGGGAGAUGUCAACGGCCAAGGAUCGCCUUGUGGGUCGGAUCCGUCAGCUGGACCUCAGGAGGAGGGUGCGAGUCAAGUCGAGGGUGAUGUUUCUCUUCAGAGCAAGACUUGACAUCAAGACGCUUCUCUUCGACCCGCCGCCCGUCACUGCUCCUGGCCAGCACAACCCCGACGAGGGACAGGUCAAGUUGCGAACGUUUGACAGCUGGAAGGACAGAGCUGGCAGGACAAGGAGGUACAUGUUCCUUGACAAGCUGCUGGAGGCGAGCACGAGGACGAGGAUCCUGCUGGUUCUGUUCCGCUGGAAGUUUGCGGUCUUCACCGCCUUCGCCUCGGAGGGGCUGAUCUCUCACCAGCACAAGUCCAGUAGGAUGUCGAAGGCCUUCUUCCGUUGGUUUGCGCACACGAGAAUCACUCUGUCGCAGCUCUACCAGGCCAACAAGGAGGAGGAGGAGGAGGAGGAGGAGCGGGGGCCUGACCUGCCAUGGAGCGCUAUCCUCCGACGGGCGUACGCGGAAGACAGCACGUUAGUGUCGGAGAAUGUGAUACAAAGGCUGCAAGACUUCGAGGAAAGGAAGCUUCAGUUCAGAGCUCAAAUCAUGGAGUACGGGCAGUACUGA